UUUGAAUUCUCUUUGCUUUGCUAGCUGAUGUAAAAUUAAAUAUGGCGGAGUAUUUAUGGUUACAAAUGAAGCUAAAUAGAAUUGUAUUCUGUGAAUAAGAAUAAGAAAAAAUGCCACAUUAAAUGUUAUUAGUAUUUUAAGAUUUUAAAUAAAAGUUCGUUUUGUGAUUUUGAUUUUAGAAACUCGUUUUCAGUAAAAUCGUCAAAAUGAUGUUAACAAUGCAUGGAUUACCAAAUAAAAUUAAAUACAACGAGAUUAAAAUUCUGAUAAAAGAAAAGUGUAAUCUAACCGAUUUUAUACUUGGCAAUUUGGGUGUUGAUGAAGAUAGAACUAAAAAUGUAAGAAUUGGAGUACCCUCUGAAGUGGAAGGUGACAUUCUUAUUAAAUGUUUAGAUGGAUGUCGCUAUUCCGGACAAGUGUUAAGAAUAGUUCCCAUUGGAAAAGUCCCAUCUAAUGAAACACCAAAAGUUAAAGUAUCAAAUGACAACACCUACCAGUGGAAUAACCAGCAGCCAGAUAUGAAUUAUGUCAAUCCAAUGAAUCCUGCCCAACAAGGUGGUUGGCCAGUACAGGCCAACCAACAAUGGUCAAAUACCCAACCAAUACCACAGCAAAUUCUAGUGCAAAAUAAUUAUGAAUAUGUUCAACCAGUAGUUGCGCAACAGAACUUCUAUCAGGAAAGAUUUCCCCAAAAUAGGGGACCGCAAGAAAUUUUUUCGCAUAAUGUGCCUUCUAAUUUGAUUGAGCCUCCAAGAGGUAAUCAACCCAGACCACAUGCACCAGUUAACAUAACUGACCAACAACAAAACAGACAGCCAACACAAGGAGGGAGAUAUCCGAAUCAGGGUUUCAAUCCUGAAAAACCGCAGACUAUGUCGAAGCAGGGUUUCCAAGGACCAUCGCACAUGGGCUCUCGACCCACUCAACCUGGACAAGAAGAAUUCCAUGGCCAACAAUGGUCUUCACAUGGAUCACAAGAAACUUCCCGAUUUCAGAAACAAAAUCCACCACAAUUUGAGAAAACCUCUAACAAAAUCAUGCAUCCAGAUAAAAGACAA
Papilio polytes (common Mormon) is the source of this 1058-nucleotide messenger RNA. RefSeq lists its product as uncharacterized. The annotation marks the transcript as partial. The record is from RefSeq and is a predicted model, not a curated record. The transcript is spliced from 7 exons. Lineage: Eukaryota; Metazoa; Arthropoda; Insecta; Lepidoptera; Papilionidae.